This is a messenger RNA of Fopius arisanus, 2067 nucleotides long. RefSeq lists its product as uncharacterized. The transcript is spliced from 3 exons. Gene Ontology annotation, molecular function: RNA-DNA hybrid ribonuclease activity; nucleic acid binding. The coding region runs from base 1 to 2067 and encodes 688 amino acids. Lineage: Eukaryota; Metazoa; Arthropoda; Insecta; Hymenoptera; Braconidae. The record is from RefSeq and is a predicted model, not a curated record.
AUGUAUAAGAGCCCAGGCCCCGACGGGAUAUAUCCGGCGCUCUUACAGAAGGGAGGUCCGCAGCUCCUCCAGAGGCUGCUGCCAACACUAAGAGCAAGCCUUGCUCUUGGGCAUGUGCCCUAUAAAUGGCGGGAGGUCAGAGUUGUUUUUAUCCCCAAACCGGGCAAGUGCAGCUAUGACAACGCCAAAUCCUUCAGGCCUAUCAGUCUGAGCUCUUUCCUCUUGAAAACAUUGGAGAGGCUCGUUGACAGGCACAUCAAAAUGGGAGCUCCGAGGACCAAUCCGAUCAGCCUCUCUCAGCACGCGUACCAGGUCGGCAGGUCAACGGAGACUGCCCUGCACCGCCUGGUGGGCAAGAUCGAAGGUGCUAAAGCAAGAAAAGAGGCCACGCUCGGUGUCUUCAUUGAUAUCGAGGGGGCUUUUGACAACACUUUCUUCAGCACCAUGGAGAAAGCAGCAGCAUCGUUCGGCAUCGAACAGCCCAUCAUCAGAUGGAUAGCUGCUAUGCUCCGAACAAGAACGGUCUCCUCCUCCCUGGGCGACAGCACGGCACUAGAUCACGUACAGCGAUGGUGCACAUCGAAUGGCCUCAAGGUUAACCCCGGAAAGACCGAGAUGGUGCUCUACACUGACAAGAGGAAAUUGGUGGUCAAACCCCCCUCUAUCUAUAACACUGUACUGAGCUUCUCAGAGGACCUAAAGUACCUGGGUCUAUGGAUCGACAGAAGACUCAGCUGGAAAAAGCACAUCAACAUGCAAACCAGCAAAGUCAUAUGGACAUACUGGGCCUGCAGAAGGAUGUUUGGAAGCACGUGGGGGCUAAGACCCACGGUCGUAAGAUGGAUCUCUACAGCCAUCAUGCUCCCACAACUAACCUAUGCAGCUGUUGCCUGGUGGCCGGCCAUGAACAAGGCCUGCCACAGGAAAACGGUGGAGAGACUGGGGAGGCUUGCUCCGCUGGGAAUUACGGGGGCGCUUAGAACGACUCCCACCUCAGCAUUGGAGGCGCUACUCUUCAUGCAGCCGCCACACCUCAUCAUAAGAGAUGUGGUGCUGUCAACAGCAGCCAGGCUGAAACUAACUGGCACCUGGAGUGAAGCCAAGAGGGGACAUGCUUCGCUCCUUACGGAGGACAGGGUGCUCCUUGGCUCGCUGUCCAAAGGGGGAGACACAUGCAGAACUGAAUGGCACCCUCACAAGAGGUUCAAAGUCAACCUAGGCACUGUGGACACACAGGCCUGGGUGCACUCUAAAUGGUCGCCACCUCACGGGCUGGUCUGGUACACGGACGGCUCCAAGAGGUGCGGCGGAGCGGGAGCAGGAGUGUGGUCCAAUCGACCCUCCGUUGAGAAGGCCCUUGGACUGGACCCACACGCCACCCCGCUUCAAACAGAAUUAGCUGCUUUGAGAGCCUGCGCCAGGAUCAUACUGGCCAGGCAGGACAAGGGCAAGGUAAUACACAUCUACUCGGAUAGCAGGUGGGCACUAGGGGCCCUACUUAAACACGAGAGUGGCUCCAGGUUGGUAAACGACUGCAUAGAGUUGAUGAACAAAGUUGCAACCUGCAACAAAUUAAAGGUGUCCUGGAUACCAGGCCACGCCGGCAUACUUGGCAACGAAAAAGCCGAUAUGCUGGCCAAGCAAGGAUAUCAGACAAUGAAGCCGGGGGAUGAAGACCACGUUGGCGUUCAUUCAGACUAUAUAAACGAAACAAUCCAAAAGCGCGCCGACAGGGGAGUGGUGGAGAGAUGGAACUCAAGGAUGGGCGCCAGACACACCAGAUCCCUUCUCCGCGAACCCUCCAGGAAACUGGAUGACGAACUCGUGUCCCUGAGCAGGGUUAAGCUGCGAGCCCUUUUAGGGCUUAUUACGGGACACUGGCUGUUAGCUGCCUACCUGGCGAGAAUCGGACCCCACCAUCUCAGUACAAAAUGCAGUGGUCUUGAUGAACUCCGUUUGGAUAUCUUUGAGACCACCUGCCUUAAAGAUCUUUACGUCGACAGGGACGGCUUCAAGGGACUCUACGAAUUCGCACGUGGGGCACAGAUGCUGACACCUCUCGACUAG